UUAAUGAAUGUUCCUUUAUUUUCUCCCCUGGCACCGUAGCCUGCUUCUUUCCAUCGAGUCCAUGAUGGCAUCCCCAAGGCUGGAGACGUUCUGCUGCCCAAACCGAGACGCAUCGACCGAAUUUGUCAUUACUUUUCAGCCCCUCUUCUUUGGCGCCAUUUGCAUCGGUAGCGCAACUUUAAGUUCGAUAUUUUCUAUUUUACAAAUUUUGCCCAAACGUAGGGGUUACAGGCGCCUUGGACAGUACCCUCUUCCCAAACCAGCGUCUUCGUGGAGAAUAUUGUUUAUCAUCAGCAUAUGUGAUAUACUGGGAUGUGCAGGUAUCAUAGUGAGGUCAUCAAUCUGGCUGGGCCUGCCCAACCUUGUCAGGGGGAUCAAUGUGGCCAACAACAGCGACAUGUGGCCAGAGGUGUUCUGUGUCGGCAGUGCAAUGUGGAUCCAGCUGUUCUUCAGUGCAUCCUUCUGGUGGACCUUCUGUUAUGCUGUGGACGUCUUCCUGGUGGUCAGAAGAUCUGCAGGAAUCAGUACCAUCAUCCUCUAUCACAUGAUCACAUGGGGUCUGGCCGUGUUGCUGUGUGUGGAGGGUGUGGCUAUGCUCUACUACACAUCCAUCUCCAGCUGUGAAAAUGGCCUGCAGCAUGCCAUUCCUCACUACAUCACUACCUACGCUCCUCUAAUGCUGGUGCUUAUAGUCAACCCUACACUGUUCGCCAGGACUGUGUCUGCAGUGACAGCAUUAUUGAAGGGACGACAAGGGAUCUACACAAAAAAUGAGAGACGCCUGGGAACAGAGAUAAAAAUACGCUUCUUCAAAAUCAUGCUGGUCUUCUUUAUUUGCUGGCUUCCCAACAUCAUCAAUGAGAGCCUGCUGUUUUACCUGGAGAUGCAGACAGACAUAAAAGCCAGUGACCUGAAAAAUAUACGAAACACAGCCCUCAUCACUUGGUUUAUCAUGGGGAUCCUGAACCCCAUGUCAGGCUUCCUCAACACGUUGGCCUUCCAUGGCUGGACGGGCUUUGAUGUGGACUGCAGCCUGCAGAGGAGAAGGGAGCUGGCCUGGGAUUCAGCCUCCACCUCGGCGGCUAACAACCCUAUCGUGGGCUCCCCCCUGCUCUACCAGAGCCACGCCCAGGAGGCCAAGAACAUGACCGGCAAGAACAUCAAGGGCAAUGGGCAGUCAGCCUCUGACGCCAUCAGCGUCCUAUCAGAAGGUUCAGAGUCUAGUACAAUUGAAAUCGACAUUUCCACUGAGCACCAAGAUUAUGAGGAUAUAGACGCAGAUGGAGAAUCAUUGGGGAGUUCUGCAAGGCACUAGCUGCUGCAUCACCUGCUGCCAGCCUCCACUCUCCAUCUUGUUUUGUCUCUCCCCCACUGAGUUUUAGACCCUGUCCCCAUCCGCUGUUUGAAAACCCUCAACUCAAGACACCUCUUUAGAUCCAACAGCAGUGUUAAAAAUGAUCUGUCUACCUGUACCAUUUCAUUUAUUUCGCUCUUAAGAACUGCCAUUUAAUUACUGCUGUAGCACAGUCAUAGAGGCUUGAUGUUGUCACAGAACAACAUGACACAUUUGGCCACCAGUCUGCUCCUCAUAUGUCAUGACGAUACAUAACAGGACCAGUUAAUUUGCCUCAUCACUUUAGCCAUUUGCUAAAGACAGUGUGGUGUUACAUUAUUGAACGAUCACCUGUACAGUAAUGGAAUAGUCCCCAAGGCUACCUUAUAUUCCUGCUUUAGCAAACUGGCUCAAAUUCAGAUCUUACAUCUUGAUCCAGUAUUACUGCCCUAUAUGACAUGUUCACAUAAUUAGCCCCCAAAAGCAUAAAAUAAUGGGAAUAUCUUUCCUGAGAUGCUAUUUAGAGGGUUUUUAUAAUGACAUGUUUUACAUUGCACUUUGAUUCUAUUUUAUACAGUAUUAAACAUCAAGCAAUUGUUGAGGUGGUGUUAUCUUUAACCCAAAUUGAAGCAGGGUGUCACGCCCUGACCUUAGAGAGACUUUUUUAUUCUCUAUUUGGUUAGGUCAGGGUGUGACUUGGGUGGGCAAAUCUAUGUGUUCUAUUUCUUUGUUGGCCGGGUAUGGUUCCCAAUCAGAGGCCAUCGUUGUCUCUGAUUGGGGAUCAUACUUAGGCAGCCUGUUUUCCACCUGAGUUUGUGGGAUCUUGAUUUUGUUAGUUGCUGUAUAGCCUGCAGAACUUUACGUUCAUUUAUCUUUUGUUGUUUUUUUGGUGUUUACCACGCUGCACCUUGGUCUCAUUCCAACAACGGACGCAACACAGGGUUUCAGUACAUUGUCAUUUCAAGUUUGAUAAUGUAUCACAAGCUAAAUGAUAACAUUAAAUAUCUCCUACAGUGCUACACUAACACACUAAGUGUCUACUUCAUUAUGCACACGAUCAUAGUAAUGCUAUACAUUCUGCUGCAUAAGUGACGAACCCAACAAUACAAGAAACGGACAGUGUUUUCUCAUAUCAAAAUAGAGUGAUUUAUUUGAGACAUUGAGUGUGAAUUCAUUGUUUAGUCUUGGAAACAGAUGACCAUAUCCUAGACUGGGGUAGGAGAGAGAUCGCUGUCAGUCACAGCAUUUUAUUCCACACUGGGCUUCUCAACAAGCCAAGAUGGCCACCAACCACAGCCCGAUUCUCAGUCUGACACAGACAAUAUUGGCUCUCAGCAAAAAAACAUCAACGCCGGAUUAUUUAUAUAUAAAAAAAAAUGACAUAAAAUGCUGGCCUUCCUCUUUCAGCACAAAUCCAAACAAAAGCUGAGCCUACCUUCUGAAAAAGUGCUCUAAAAAUUAGCUUGACUGAAAGACCUAAAAAUGAGCUUGACUGAAAGAAUGGACCAGAAAAAGGCAUUCUCAAAGUGGUGGCUUGUUAGUUUGAAAAGACUGUCACGUUAGACCACGAUAAGUACAAGUAGACAUACUGCACACAAAGCUAAAUCCAUCAUACAGGCAAGUCAAAUAAGUCCAAUCUGACCAAUUAGAUCAGGCGGUGGCAAUGUCGGGACCUCAACCCAACUCAACCAAUCACAGCUUAGAAGCUACAGUAGGACUUCCAUUUGACCAAUCAGAGCCUGGUUGAUCAGUCAGCGUGUAACCUGGGUUUCCACCAGAACGAUCACCCUGCCAAACAAAGGAGUACUGUAAGAAAAGCUCAGUAGAUGACUAGUGAUGCCACUUUGCUACUAAAGCAACAUUAAGACAACACAAUACAAAUGUUCACAGCAUCCUCUCCUUCUCAAUCAGCAUGUGCUCUGUCUGUUCUGAUUUCCAUUUCAAUGGUUGUCAUUAGGGCUGAAUACAGACACGUCCUGUUUCACAUCCCAGACCUGAGCCAGGGGUAA
This is a messenger RNA of Oncorhynchus nerka (sockeye salmon), 3342 nucleotides long. Its product is annotated as G-protein coupled receptor 143-like. The record is from RefSeq and is a predicted model, not a curated record. NCBI's taxonomy places the organism in Eukaryota, Metazoa, Chordata, Actinopteri, Salmoniformes, Salmonidae. The transcript has 9 exons. Gene Ontology annotation, cellular component: melanosome membrane; plasma membrane. The coding region runs from base 8 to 1315 and encodes 435 amino acids. Gene Ontology annotation, biological process: G protein-coupled receptor signaling pathway; melanosome organization; regulation of calcium-mediated signaling. Gene Ontology annotation, molecular function: L-tyrosine binding; L-DOPA binding; L-DOPA receptor activity.